Messenger RNA from Morchella importuna, 771 nucleotides. RefSeq lists its product as uncharacterized. Lineage: Eukaryota; Fungi; Ascomycota; Pezizomycetes; Pezizales; Morchellaceae. Bases 1 to 771 code for a protein of 256 amino acids. Gene Ontology annotation, biological process: DNA repair; telomere maintenance. The record is from RefSeq and is a predicted model, not a curated record. Gene Ontology annotation, molecular function: DNA helicase activity. The transcript has a single exon.
AUGGCAGAAGCUGUCCAAAGCUUUUGCAGUCCUAACCAACUACGAUUCCUGUUUGCACAUCUCCUGAUGAAUAUUCCAGUGACAGCAAUUGAAUUGUUCGAGGAAUAUCAGGAGGCUCUCUCGGCAGAUUAUCUUGACCAAUACGAUUCCCCGAUAAUGGUUAUGAAUAAAUGUUUGGAGGGGAUUGCAAGACAUUUGGCUGCUCAAGGUAGUAGGUUGACUGAUUUUGGGUUACCCCAACCUCAAAACCUCACAGAUGAAAUAUCUAUGGAGACUCUUGCAUUAGAUCAUCGUAGUAUCGAACUUACUGAGAUGGCAAUAUUAUCUCGGGAACAGUUAUUACCUCAACAGCUAGAUGCUUUUGAUACUAUCAUGAACAAUAUGGAUAAAAUAGCAAUCGGGGAGAUUCCUGAACAUACAUGUUUUUUUCUGGAUGGAAAAGCUGGUCGGGGCAAAACAUAUAUUGUAAAUACGAUCGUAAAUUAUCUAAGAGGGCAAGGAGAUAUUGUUGUUAUUACUGGUUCGACAGCUUUGAGUGUUACACUAUAUGAGAGAGGUCGUACUGCACAUUCUGCAUUUGGUAUUCCUGUCGUUGAAGUAAAGUUGUCCUAUGAGAAGGUUUUAGUAAAGUCAGUCGCUGACAUUACGAUAUUAGAACAAUAUGGAGCUACAAUCGACUUUGAGUAUCAGAUCAGAUCGGGCGAAAUUACUAUCGAAGUCAAGCUUAAUUAUAUGGGAGGAGAUGCCUAUGGCCAACAAAGCAGCAAUUGA